AUGGCUAAGCUGGGAAUACGAUGGUUUAGAUCGACCCAGCGUCGCAUUUUAGCCAUUACUGUGGUUAUCCUUCUUGCUAUAUUUCCAUUACACUUGCUAUUCCGCAAUGCUGAUACUAGUAUUCCGUUGUUGAAGUUUAUCACAUCUAAAAAGCCAUUAUUACCUCCUCAAUCAGCAACAAAUGGCAAGAACGCAUUGCCACAGGCUCAUCUACAUAACCACAUCUCACAACAAUUGCUAGUUUUCCCACAAAAUUUUCAAGAUGAAGCAGCCUAUAAACAAGUGCAUCCUACUGACAACAAACAAGUAAUUAAUUAUUCGGGAAAUAACUCAGCCUUAACUCAGCAACAACUCAGUUAUGCAACCAAACCCCAUCAGAUCCAUCUUUUCAACUCAUUUUCCGAUUCGAAACAAUGUUCACAAUCGAUGCAAUCAUUAGAUUUAACCAUUAGUGACAACCUCAUCUUUGAUGCCGAUUUCACAAGUAUGGUUGAAGUACUCAAACUGCAAUUGAAACUGGAUGACGCAUUUAAGCAUUUGGCUGGGUUUUUCCAGGGCAAAAUACCCACAAUGUUGAAGGAAAACACCAUUGGUAAACAUUUUUAUAAAUUUGCUGGAACUUCAGUAUGGUUAAAGGAAUAUGGAGUCCAUUUAAUGGUUUCACGAGUGUUGUUUUCGCGCAAAGGAUUGAAAUGGAACCCACAAAUUUCAUUACUUUAUGCUCAAGUUUAUGAUGUCAACUGGCAAGAACUAACCAAUGUUGAAUUAGUUGUGCCAGUAAUGGAUACUGAUGGCGUUACUAGAGUGCAUCAAAACUUGAAAUUUCCUCGCUUCCUACCAAUUCCUUACUACUUUGAUUAUCAGUACACCAAGAGAAGAUGGUAUGGGCCAGAAGAUACUAGGAUCAUGUUGAUUGAAAAUGAAAUGCAAAAGGAAGAGCCAGUUAUUGUAUUCAACGCUUAUCAACGUAAUAUCUACAAUUAUACUGCUGUGAAUGAAGAUAAAUCAAUGCAAAUAAAUUUCGAAUUCCAUCGAGCCAUGUUUAUUGGAUGGCCAUUUAGGUAUCAAUUGGGUAAAGUCAAUACUGAUGGCAUAUCUGAUUCACGUUUUGAUAAUGUUAAAUUCACCCAAGUUAAAGAACUCAAGAUUGCGAAAAAGAAACGAAAGGGAGUAGAAAAAAAUUGGACACCGUUUAUAAUCCCCAAAGAUCGAGAUCCCAAGGCAUCUGGUGACAAGUUCAUUUAUUUGAUUUAUCAAUGGGAUAAUUUAGAGGUUUUGAAAUGUGAGUUGCAACAGUUUAAUAACGAUGAAGAUGUCAGUAAAUGUGAGUUUGUAUACACGGCCAAGAAGCUGAAGAAGGGCGGUAAUGUAGGGCCCAUUAGAGGAGGAACAGAAAUGAUCCCUUAUGGAACUAUUGACCCUACAUACAAGGAUAAAAACGUAUGGAUUGGCUUCCUUCGUGCUCAUAUAAAGCAUUGUGGAUGCGGACGAUCCAUGUAUCGCCCCAACCUUUAUAUUUUUACCAAACUGGACACAAGCAACGAAUUCCAAGUGAAAUAUUUGUCAUCGUCGAUUUCAUUUGAUAUCCCAGUUAGUGGGUGGAGGAAACAUGAAGUACAAUGUGCAGCAAGAGACCCUAGCGUUUUGAUCCCCAAUGGAAUUUCGUCCUGGGAGUAUGAUCCCAUAAGUAAGCAAGAUGUACUUGGGUUGACUUUGAGUGUGGCUGAUGAGAAUAACAGUAUACUGUACAUUUAUGGACUACGAGAUAUUGUGAGAAACUUGCUAAAGCAACAAGACAAGGUUGGCGACAAGGCCAUGACAGGUGACAAUGAACAGUUGAUGAAGUGUGUUUUGGAUGCUAGUAUUGAGUUUUGUAAAACUUUUGGUGAAGAGCAAACUAAGUUGGGUGUGACUGAGGAAGUAUUGAAGAAGUUGGAGGAGGAGAAGAAAAAGAUGGAAGAAGAGAAGAUGAAGCUGGUGGAGGAGAAUAAGAAGGUGGAGCAAGCUGUGGAGAAAGCAGUCAAGAAUGAAGAGGAGAGUAAGAAGGCAGAACAGCAGGAGAACCAGGAGGCUGCGAAACAGGGCGAGAGAUAA
Messenger RNA from Lodderomyces margitis, 2094 nucleotides. RefSeq names its product beta-mannosyltransferase. NCBI's taxonomy places the organism in Eukaryota, Fungi, Ascomycota, Pichiomycetes, Serinales, Debaryomycetaceae. The coding region runs from base 1 to 2094 and encodes 697 amino acids. The record is from RefSeq and is a predicted model, not a curated record. The transcript has a single exon. Gene Ontology annotation, molecular function: mannosyltransferase activity.